AAUUAAGAUGGAAAAGCACUGAAUGCUGCCAGUCCUACUUGGGUUCUUACAUUACAUUGUAGUCCUCUGUCUUGCUUCUUUUAUCUUCCCAUUUACUAUUUCUACUUCAUUUCUCAUUGUUCCAUUGUUUGAAAGUCCAAGUCCAUACAGGUAAGUUCCAUAUGAAACAUUAGCCUCCCCUAAAAGGGUGAAGGGCUGAGGUGAACUGGGUAGGAUUUGGCCCUUAGUUGCUGGGAGUGUAAUACUUCAUGUACAGUGUUUACUGGGCAAAAAUGAUCCCUUGUGACACUACUUUUGUAAAAGAUGAUCAUCUUUUAAGCAAAUUCUCAGCCUGAACAGCCACUUUAAAUCAGUGUUUUGUAAGUCACUCUGUAUUACUCAGUUUUGCUUUAAAAGUGUAGGUCAGGUCUUGGUGAUUUGUUUGAUAGUUUCUGAAUGUAGAAGAGGUAUUAAUUUCUUCUGCCAAGCAUGGUAAAGUACAGAGACCUUCAAUUCUCCGUGGGGCUUGUUUAGUAUUUUGUACAAUAAUUUAUUAUUUUUCAAUGGCACCCAGAAACCCCAGCUGAGGUUGAAGCCUAAUUUUGCUAAAAACUGGAUAAAGGAGGAGACAGUUCCUGUCCUGAAUUGAUUACAGUCUAAAUAAGAGAAGUCUUAAAGACACCUGUAUUUUUCCCCAUGGCAGUAAGUGGUUGCGAUUUGUUGAGCGAAUGUACAUCUUGUAUUUACAAAAGAGGAGUGGUAUGUGUAUGGUUAUGCACGUUGAUGGCUGCCUCGUGGGAUAAACUGUGCUAGGAUUUUUGGGGCUGUGUACCUUGUUACAGCUCUGCAUUCCAACGUGAGCAGGCAUUUAUAUACCCCUGCCACAAAUGCCCCCCUGCCCCUUUGUAAAUGGCGCUCGGUGCGUGGAAGACCCCUUUGACUCUCAAGACUGAUAUUUAGCUCUGCGGUUACUUUUUAGUGACAGUGAGUGGUUGCUAACACUGUGCCACUGUCUUAUUUUUGUGAAAACCACACAAAGUUGGUUACUUUGUUGGUUGGAGCUCCCUUGAGGGGGUGCCUACUGCUGUUACGAAAUCUGCUCCCUUACGCAAGGGACGCGGUGCCCGUGUUGUGUUCCGGCUGCAGCUGUCGGGGUUUAUUCUUGCUUCUGGUGUGGGGAUGUUGGCAAUGCGUGACACACGCUUCAGAGCACACUUCUGCCCGGGAGGGAAAUGACCGGGCAGAUAAGGAUUUUUUCUGUUUGAGUACCAUCUUUGGAAAGCUGCAGGAGUUUCAGGGUGAAGUCAAGAGAAUAUGGUGCAUCCUUUCUAAGAAGGCAGGGCUGUUCUAUACUGUCCUCUUUCCGAAGCCUUGAGAGGAAAACCUGCCUAAGGCUUUGCACUGUGAGGAACUUUUCUUGAUAUUCAGCGUUUUGUGGCAUAGUAUGGAUUUGACGUCAUCACAACAUAGUCAUCUACAAAAUGAACUGAUAAGAGAAUUGGAAAGACAAGAAGGGGAGAAAGAAGAUGAUGAACAGAUAGUUGCAGAAAUCAUGAGAAGGCGUUUUUUUCCUCCUCUUAUAACUCAUAAAGCCUGGGAAGGCUUUCACUUCGCUGGCCAUGAAAUACGAAUUACAGAAGCCACUGAUUGUUACGGGGCGGUCGUCUGGCUAUCGGCUCUUGUUCUGUGUUAUUUUUUGGAAACUAAUUCUAAACAAUACAAUUUGGUUGACAAAAAUGUGAUUGAAAUUGGAGCUGGAACUGGGUUGGUCUCCAUAGUAGCCAGUUUACUGGGUGCACUUGUGACUGCCACUGAUUUGCCAGAACUGCUGGGAAACCUUCAGCACAAUGUUCUCCAAAAUACAAAGCUGAAAUGCAAGCACCAGCCUCGUGUUAAGGAAUUAUCUUGGGGAAUUGAUCUGGAAAAGAACUUUCCUAGGUCUUCCUGUCACUUCGACUACAUAAUGGCUGCUGAUGUAGUUUACCACCAUCCCUUCUUGGAUGAACUCCUCCUAACUUUUGAUCACUUGUGCGAGAAUGACACUGUUAUUCUGUGGGCUAUGAAAUUUAGGUUGGACAAAGAGAACCAAUUUGUGGGCAGAUUUCAGACGCUGUUUGACUUAGAGGUGAUUUCUAAUUUCCCCAGCUUGAACAUAACCUUGUAUAAGGCAAUGAGGAAAGGCAAGAUGAAAGCCAGACCUUCCAAACUGGCAGUCUGAAAGAGAGAUACAGGGAGGUGACAGUUUCAGCUGUUCUGCAGCUUGUUCUCUUUUUAAUAAUUUCCAUGUUAGUAGCUGCUAACACCUGCAUGAAUGACAUUUUAAGAGAUAGCUAAAACAAAACAUCAGAUUCCUAGUGCAUCCCUAAUAAAUUCCUAAAUUCAACUUGCUGAUAGUUUUAUACACAGAAGUGUAUCUUUGACGUUUUCUUGACUUUUAUGUGCUAAGCUGACAACACUGAUAACUUUCACAAGUCUUACCAUUAUUGUUAUGGGUCGUGUAAUGAAUAUUUCCAAUAGCUUUCAACUGCAGCUUUGAAUGGUAUCUUAUAAGAUCAACCAAUCGUUUAAAACCUAAGACUAUGAUAAAUCUUUGUAUUUAAAAGUUGUGGUGUUAAAUCUGAUCUUUCCACAUUCUCACUGUCGUGUAAAUCCUUCCUUUGAAUACCCUUUAUAGGACAUUAAAUUAGCUGAGCUGCCCCCUCCCUGGGAAAUAGACUGUCAUAAUAAAGUGACAGAAUAUAUUAGUUACCCUUUGAUUUAAUGAUUAUGCUUUCUUUGCCUUCCAUUUCUUGUUUAGAUUCACGGAUUCUUCAACAGACAGCCGCACACAUGAGGCAAGAGGGACUUAAAUGCUUUGUUGCUUGAACAAAGGUCUUGGAUAAGAAGAGUACAGUGUAUCACCAACUGCCCUUUGCAAAGACCUUAAAUUCUUGGAGGUUUGCCCCUCCAAAAAUAGACAGUUAUCUGGACCUCAGGGAACAACAAUGGAAGACUGACAGUGGCCAUCAAGAGAGGAGUUUUGCACUGCCAGCUGGUGGUGGCUGGAGGUAGAAAACUAAACCAGCCUGACUGGCUGAGGCAUGGGCAGGCUUAGAUGUUUUUUUGGUCUUGUAGUAUGGGCAAACAAAAUACUUUUCUCCUAGCUGCUCAGUACUGCGUGUUCCUGUUUUCAGUGGUCGGAUUAAUGUCCGUGAAAGCCUAUCAGAGAACUUUCUCUUGGGAAGAUUAAUAAAAUGAUUCUUUGCACACCUCA
Molecule: messenger RNA, 3232 nt
Organism: Aquila chrysaetos chrysaetos
Lineage: Eukaryota; Metazoa; Chordata; Aves; Accipitriformes; Accipitridae
Product: protein-lysine methyltransferase METTL21E-like
Exons: 6
Coding region: 1424-2197 (257 amino acids)
Biological process (GO): peptidyl-lysine methylation
Cellular component (GO): cytosol; cytoplasm
Molecular function (GO): protein-lysine N-methyltransferase activity
Source: RefSeq, a predicted model, not a curated record